This is a messenger RNA of Megalops cyprinoides (Indo-Pacific tarpon), 1382 nucleotides long. Its product is annotated as complement factor H-related protein 2-like. Lineage: Eukaryota; Metazoa; Chordata; Actinopteri; Elopiformes; Megalopidae. The transcript is spliced from 8 exons. The coding region runs from base 206 to 1237 and encodes 343 amino acids. The record is from RefSeq and is a predicted model, not a curated record.
CUGUUUUUCUGUCACAAAUAGACAUAAGUUGAGAUAACGACCGCUUUCUUUAAUGGAGUGAACAAUUAAACCACCCAGCAAAGUUAACACCCACUUGAUCUGUCCACUGUCCACUCCCCCAAAGCUUUUUUUUAAUAGAUUCAUUGUGCACCGGCAGUGUUGUGGCGUUGUGGCUCAUUCUGAAAGCGUUUACUUCGAAAAGAACAUGGAACUGAUAUAUAUAGUUUUAUGUUUCAUUUUGUGGACAAAUGAGGCUUUAUCAACGGAAACAAAAUGCCCCGGCCUCCCAGAGGUAGGCAAUGCUGACUUGAACGAGGAAUCUCAGAAGGACAAUUAUACCGAUGGAGACUUGUUGUACUUCACUUGUAGAGUCGGCUACGCAUCUACCAGAAGAAUAACGUACAGAUGCAGUAAUCGGCGCUGGAUAGCAGUCCGUUCGGCCACAUGUUCGCCAAAGCCAUGCGAACUUCCCGAGGACACGCCAAAUGGUCGCUAUGACAUCGUGACCGGCACAGACUUAGUAUUUGGAACUGUUAUUAAAUACACCUGCAACGAGGGCUACCAGAUGGUGAGUAGAUCCGACACCAGAUCAUGCAUGGUAGAAGGAUGGAGUGACCACGUACCGUUAUGUGAAGCGGUCAAAUGUGUGGCUGAAAUAAAUGAUGACAGUGUGAUUGUUAGCGGACUACCAGACAAUAAAAAUCACAUAGAAUCUGGACAUGUAUUACAUUUUAAAUGCGAGUCCUCAGAACAAACACUAAAAGGGGAGUCAGAGGUUGUUUGCUUAUCAAAUGGGACAUGGAGCAGUCAGUUUCCUACAUGUGAAGUGCUUGAACCGGUCCGACCUCCAAUUUCCAUGAAACCACAAGGUUACUCUUGUGGACCCCCACCAUUAAUUAAAUAUGCCGAUAUCAGAGGCUUCCAAAAGGACACCUACCGGCAUGGUGAAAGAGUUGAAUUCCAGUGCCAGAAUUUUUACAAACUUAGUGGCACAAAUACUAUGCAAUGCCAAUAUGGACAAUGGACUAAGUCACCAUUAUGCCUUGAGCCAUGUAUAGUGACAAUUGAAGAAAUGCAGAGACGGGGAGUUAUGCUCAAGUACGGAACUGAAAGAAAGCUUUACGUACCACACGAAGACCGGGUUCAGUUCGUGUGUGCCCAUUGGAAAAGUCGAAGCGAUGGAGAUUUGAUUCAGUAUUGUCACAAUGGGAAAAUGCAUAUUCCCUCCUGUUCUUAGGGCAGCCAUAUUCAAGAGAGGCUCCCAGGAAGAAUUUAGUAAAUGAAUAACAUUUGAGUUAACCAAGAUUCAUUGGCCUAGUGAGUGUCUCAAUACCAGUGUUGAAAUACUCUCCAAACACAAAUAAAAUAUUCAUGGAUCUUAA